AAAUUAAUUUUAUAUCUAAUAAUUUCACUACUUUAAUUGUUGUAAUUUACAAUCACUUUUCAUAGGAUGGAAGAUUUAAAGAAUCUCGGAAAUGAUGCCUUUAAGGCUGGAAGAUUUAUGGAUGCUGUAGAAUUUUUCACUAAAGCAAUUGAACUUAAUCCAGAUGAUCACGUUUUGUAUUCUAAUAGAUCAGGCGCAUAUGCAUCUAUGUAUAUGUACAACGAGGCUUUAGCUGAUGCGAAUAAAUGUAUCGACUUGAAGCCAGAUUGGCCUAAGGGAUAUUCUAGAAAAGGAUUGUGUGAAUACAAGUUGGGAAAUCCUGAAAAAGCUAAAGAAACUUAUAAUAUGGGUCUGGCUUAUGAUCCAAAUAACGAAUCACUAAAUAAGGCCUUGUUAGAGGUUGAAAAUGAUAAAUCCGACACUUACAUCCAAUCACUAUUGAUGGUUUCACAAAUCAUCCAGCAGAACCCUAAACUCAGAAAAUACCAGGAACAAGAUCCUGAAUACGCAUCUAAACUCGCAAGAUUGGUUUCACACAUGAACACUGAUCCCGCGGUUUUACAACAGAUAUUAACUGACCCAAACCCAGGUUUGAGAGAUGGCUUAAUGGCUUGUAUGGGUAUGAAUCGAAAUACAGAAAAGAGGGAAGACAAUAUUGAGGAGAAACCUAAGAUGCCUGAACCCCCUAAGCCAAAGGAGCCAUUAACUCCCUCCCAAGUGGAGUCAAACAAGUAUAAAGAGGAAGGAAACAAUUUUUACAAGCAGAAGAAAUUCACAGAAGCAUUGGAAAUGUAUAAUAAGGCCAUAGAACUGGAUCCAAAUAAUUUAUUGCUGGAGAAUAACAAAGCGGCUGUGUAUUUGGAGAUGGGUGAUUACGAAAAGUGUAUCAAAACAUGUAACGACGCUAUUGAUAGAAGAUACGAUGUUAUGGCUGAUUUCACAGUAGUUUCAAAGAUAUACAACAGAUUGGCAGCCUGUUAUACUAAAAUGGAGCGUUACGACGAUGCAAUUUUAUGUUACCAAAAGUCAUUAAUUGAAAACAACACCAGACAGACAAGAAUUCUAUUAAGUGAUCUUGAACGACUAAAGGAGAAGAAAGAAAAGGAAGCCUACAUCAAUCCAGAAUUGGCAGAACAACAUCGUGAAAAGGGUAAUGAAUAUUUCAAGGCUUUUAAAUUCCCAGAAGCUAAAAAGGAAUAUGAUGAGGCAAUUAAGAGGAACCCAACGGAUGCCAAGUUAUAUUCAAAUCGAGCAGCAGCUUUGUUAAAGUUGUGUGAAUACCCAUCAGCAUUAGCGGACUGUAACAAGGCUCUGGAAUUGGAUCCGACUUUUGUUAAGGCCUGGGCAAGGAAAGGAAACCUUCACGUCCUGCUGAAAGAGUAUCAUAAAGCCAUGGAUUCUUACGACAAGGGACUUAAAGUUGACCCAAACAACAACGAAUGCCUGCAGGGAAGAAAUAACUGUUUAAAUAAGAUACAAGAAAUGAACAAGGGCGAAAUCGAUGAAGAACAGUGCAAGCAUGCCAUGGCUGAUCCUGAGGUCCAGCAGAUAAUCUGCGACCCUCAAUUCCAGUUAAUAUUAAAGAAAAUAUCAGAAAAUCCGAUGACCAUGGCAGAAUACCUCAAGGAUCCCAAAAUCUCAAAUGGAAUACAAAAAUUAAUAGCUGCCGGUUUAAUUAGAACUGGCUGAAGUUUUAAAUAUGUGUAACCACUAAUUUCUUUCAUUAUA
Messenger RNA from Theileria parva strain Muguga, 1728 nucleotides. Its product is annotated as Tetratricopeptide repeat family protein. The transcript is spliced from 12 exons. Gene Ontology annotation, molecular function: Hsp90 protein binding. The record is from RefSeq and is a predicted model, not a curated record. The coding region runs from base 67 to 1689 and encodes 540 amino acids. Lineage: Eukaryota; Apicomplexa; Aconoidasida; Piroplasmida; Theileriidae.